Messenger RNA from Fusarium subglutinans, 594 nucleotides. RefSeq lists its product as uncharacterized. Lineage: Eukaryota; Fungi; Ascomycota; Sordariomycetes; Hypocreales; Nectriaceae. The coding region runs from base 1 to 594 and encodes 197 amino acids. The record is from RefSeq and is a predicted model, not a curated record. The transcript has a single exon.
AUGUCUUUACAAGAAGACCUCGAGGCGUACCUCCAAGAUUACCUCGACGCACCAAAUGUCGGGAAGGGUGAACCGGCAGCUCGAUUUUGCCACGUCGAGAUACCGCCAUAUCGGCUGGAAAUAGACGUCAUGGAAAUGUUUCGUCAAUUCUUUAGCAAGACAGAUACACAACUCUUUUUUGUUGCCCCGGAUAUGGAGAUCGAGCAAGGCUUGGAGCUUGGUAUGGAUGAUACAACAACAUCCUAUUCGUAUGAUCAGUUUUUGGACAUCAUACAGAAGAACAUUCUCUCAGAGCAAGGGGUUGCGUCUACUAUCUGGAAGAAGUCUGUGGCAGGCGGAUGGCUAGAAGACUGCAUCUUGCCGCCAGACUCGGUAAUAGUGAUGCAAAUCGACCCCAACAUGCCGGCUGGGUGUGUGUUGUCACUGGCCGGUAUUGUCGAAUGGGCCGUUGACGUCUCCUCUGAUCUGGUCUGUAGUAUUGAUGAGAUCCUAAGUUUACCUAAAUCUUUCCAUAACUUAGACGAGAAGUCCAAGACUUUUACCUUGCUCAGCUUUACCUACAGAGUUGGAAACCUUGAACACCUGUUUCUAUAA